Molecule: messenger RNA, 9114 nt
Organism: Cladocopium goreaui
Lineage: Eukaryota; Dinophyceae; Suessiales; Symbiodiniaceae
Source: the annotation of a GenBank genome assembly
AUGGAUCUGACUCUCAACACGGGCAAAUCAAUUGCCAUUUUGGAGCUGCGGGGCCAACAAGGUCGUGCAAUCAGGCGACAAUUUGUGAGGAAAGAUCACGCUGGAGAGAGCUUGAAAAUCACACCAAUCGCUGCUGCAGACAUUUUCAUUCCCAUCAAACAGACUGCAAAAUACCUGGGCGUGAUGAUUGGAUAUGGCAACUUCGAAGAUGCCAGUUUGAAACAUCGUUUGAGCUUGAUGCACACGGGAUUCCGACGACUGCAGCGGUGGCUCACUGGAAGACAUAGAUUGACCAUUGCACAACGCUACAAACUUUGGAUCACUUGCAUCUAUCCUAUUUUGAGCUACGGCAUUUUUGCAAUGGGGUUGACACAAGUUGGCAUCCAGAUAGCUACAACACAGAUGAUGACAAUGCUACGCAAACUGAUGCAUGACCAUUCUUACAUUACACGCAGAACCAAUGCUCAUGUGUUGACAUUGCACAAGUUCCAGUCACCGGCGCAAUUGCUGCAUGGUACUGCAGCUCGACUUUUGAGGACCCUGACAGAGCGAAGUGCACAACUCCCUUCACAUGAUUUGGUGCAUACCAUCACUUGGACACAUUUGCCUGAUUUGCUAUCUCGGUUGGACCAUUUGCAGGCCACAGUUUCCUUGGAGACGCCUACGUCAUUUGGACCAGAGGCCUGUGAUACCACACCAUUUUACCAAUGUGCCAGAUGUGAUUUUUGCACUGACAAUGUCAGCAAUUUCAGACGACAUUGCGCAAAGGCACAUGGACAUGCUACUUUUCGGACUCAGUUUGUCAAGCAAUCAGCCUUUACCACUGAUGGAUUACCUACAUGUCGUUUUUGCACAACACGAUUUUCCACAUGGCGCAUGUUUCAGAACCACAUUGACCGGGGAUGCCAGGAGCUUCGAGCUGGUCCUGAGGAGUUCAUUGAUUCCCAGCGGGAACCAGGCAGCCUGUCCAACCUCAUGAGCACGUUGCAACCGCAGAUGGCGGCAGCAAGGGGCAUGCGUAUGAUCACAGCAGAUGAAUUGCACAAUUUGAAUUUGCAGGCUUUUGGACCACGCCUGCUUCACAUUGUGCAUGAGCGAGAGUGGGACAAGGUUGAGCAGGAACGUGAGGCGUGCAGCUACCUUGCAUCCAAAUGCAUCAUCUGCUCGUUCCAAUUCAGCAGAUGCCAAGAACUUCAUCAACAUUUCCGACAGCAGCAUCCCGAGUUAUGGGAGCACGCACCUCAGAAGGCGGUCCAACUCACGAAUUUGUAUUCCUCAGAAAAUGCGGCACCCCUACAUGAAGUGCGCCAACGCUGUGAGCUGUGCUUAGAGUGUUUUUCAACUCCAGCAGCCCUUGUCCAACAUUUGCAGGCUCACCAUGGACUUCAGGGUCUGAGCUACAAUGAAAGCAGGGACUCACUGGAUGGAUCCUCAGCAUGCUCACAUUGCGGCCAAUUAUUUCUUACAUUGGCUGGGUUGCGGUCUCACAUAGUGCAAGGCCGAUGUCAGUUUUUCAAUCCCCAGGCGACGGCCGAGACGUUGCCUGUGGACAACAUGUGGAAGGAGGCCUGUUUGGACGGCAAACUCUUGGAAAUUUUGAGAACACCUGCAGCACGCAUGCGUUUGACAAUUGUUUGCCAGGCAUGUGGCAAGGGCUGUCAACGUGCUUCAGAUCUCUCAUUACACCUUCAAUCUGCCCAUUCCAGAUUGUGGAGACAGUCUCAAAGGCUCACGAUGAUCUUGGUCGAUGUUUACUAUCAAUAUCAGUGCUUUUGCAACCCAAGCACAGGUGUCAAACGGGCCAAUCAUAUUUGCUUGCCUUUCAGGCAACUUGCAAUGGCAUUUCAUCGACUGGACAUGGAGCCCUUUGCCCCCACGGUCAUCACGGAUCAGGCAUUGAAGGAUAUCCUUGCAGCCUCAUUGCAACAUGACAUGAAGUAUCGGCUGGAACAAGCUCUGGUGCACCGAAAGUUUGCAGACACCUGGCAGGAUCCAGGACUUUUGCAAUUCCUGCGCACCACCUGUCUUCUCUGUGGAGAGCGCCAUCAACCUGCUGAUUUGACCUUGCACUUCCGAGAGGAGCACAACUGCAGACAUGAGAUGUUUCUUUUCUACAUGGAACAACUCUUGCCGACAGUUUUUGCUUUGAAUCUGGAUGAUUUUCAAUGCCGUUUAUGUGGACUCAUUUACAAUUUGCCUGCUGCAUUACGGCCUGAUGAAUCUUUGUCUGAUCGAGCACAAUUGGCCCAUUCUCACCUGAAGGGAUCCUGUCCAAUGGAGGAGGCAUUCGGGGCUCUGGCAUCACUGUUUGUGGACCACACACUGGCCCUUCCGGAGAAUCCCAGGCAGACCAAAGCGCGCAAGCGCGACGGGCCAAAAGGCCACGAUGCAGAGAUGGUAGACCCUCCACAAACCGGAGAUCAACCCACACCCGCCAUGAGAAUGCUGACAACCAUGGCUCAGCUGCUGAUCAGACACGAUCAAGAACUUCAGGGCCUUCGAAGGAUGGAUCAAUACAUUCUUUUUUUGAAUCCAGAUCCGACAGGAGCGCUCCACUUGCUCCUCCACGAGACAGUCCAGUGGAAGGAGAAAGCCGAGAAGAUGGAGGACUCAUCCCUGACUCAGAUGAUGCCGCUGAGACAGCACCUGAUGCUAGCCUUGCUGACCAGCAUGAGGAACAGGCUGGCCAAGCUCAUGACGAGCAAGGAGACCGAUCAGAUCUACAUCACCUCGGUCGACAAGGGCCUGAUUCUUGCAGACCGCAGCUUCCCCUACCACCGCUGGGAUCCGAAAACCCAGAUGUUGGUUCUGGACAAAAAGACCCCAGUGAGUGCCAAGAAGAUGGAUCAGCACUUGGAAGAGCUGGUGGAGAUGAUGCAGGACCGGGAGCUGAGCCCCGGACCCCAAGAGCGAUCGCGUCGUCCCCUGGCGCCUCCAGAUCAACCUUCGGAGCGACAGGGCCUACGACCUGCUCUUUCAUCUCGCUCACAAUUCGAUAUGGAUGGCAGUGGGUGCAACGAUGAAGCAGCAUACCCUGCAUCAAACCCCUAUGGCAACCGCUCUUCAGAGUAUGUUGGGCCAAUCCAAGGGCCACGGGAAGGGCAAACAGAAGGUGCACAAGAAAUCCCAGACCAAAUCAGUGUCCUGAGCCCUGCUCUGGUGGCCACCUUGACCCAAUGCCUAUGUGGAUUGCGGCUCACAAAUGACCGCAAUUGGUGCUAUGGCAACAGCAUCAUUCACAGCCUUCUUUGGGCGCUUGUGAGUUUCCAGGAUCCAAUGACGGACCUGUGGGGGGCACAUUUUGCUGAGCUCAUUUCGUUUUUGCAAACGUUUGCCAACAAACCGGCAACACUGCAGCAUACAGAUUGGUUUCGGCAGAUUGUCACAGAUUGGGGUGCAGAACUGGGUCAGAAAGAUUGCGCUGAAUGCGCGCAACGCACACUGGCUUGGCUGCAAUCGACUGCAUUUGACAUGCGAUGGGAAAGAAGAUUGGACACUGCUGCAGGGAUUCAAGUGCAUGAUCACAGUCGCAGAUUCACUCCCAUCACAUUGACUCUCUCACAACAUGACCAUGACAUGGGUUCUUGCAGUUUGAAUUCCUUGGUGACAGCCUGGGUUCAGGAGAAUGCGAUGUGCACUGCGCUCUUGGAUGCACCGGUCUGCGUCUGCAUACACAUUGACCGGUACUAUCGGUCUGAGGCUGGGGACAUUGUCAAAGGCCUGUGCAGAGUAGACAUUGAAUCAGAAGUGACAUUGCCCAUUUUCCGAAACUCCAAUUUGCUCUGUUCCAAUGCUGGCUACAUUCCAGUUGCUGCUGUGGCACAUUUUGGACAAGACUUGGCUGGACAUUGCAAAGCGAUUUUGAAGAUGCAGCCUACUGUGCUGGGUCAGACAACACCAGCAGCUUGGCUCAUCACUGAAGAUGAUUGCUUCCCCAAAGCCAUUUGGCAAUACCCCAUAUGGUAUGCCAGCAACGUGGUAGUGAUCUGGAUGGUCCGUACGGACUGCUUGCGCCUUCCCAUAGAAGAAGCGCAGAGAGAGAAGAGAAAAGAGCGCGCAGACGAGCCCGCGCCCGCCGCGCGGCCCGAAGUGUGCACGGGUUGGGCCCCCGACACACUCCCUGGCCUUGGAUCAGUGGAUUUUCCAAACGGAUAUUUUUAUUUGGCUUCUCGGGUUGGGGCACCCGACUUCAAUCCUGAUUGUCCCCUUGCAAUUGUGUCGACAGAUUGGUGCGCCCCUGCUGGCCAACGUUUAGCCCUUGGUGAGGGUUGCUGUGAUCCCACUGUCACAGCAGGAGCAGACAGAUGGAUCUAUGCCUUCUGCCAAGACUCUGCGAAAGGUGGACAACCGCCACAAAUGAGCAAUGGCUCAAAUCGUCCUCUGCUACCUCAGACAGCUGUACACAAGCGCAGCUACAAGCGUGCCUGUCGUCGAGCUUUGACGUAUGGGAACUCCCAUUAUCAUGGUCGGUCCAUGCAAGUACAGGAUUUUCCACCGGCAUUGGUGCAAAAAAUCCAACAAGACAUGCAGCCUCACGGACGCCGAAGCUUACCAACCAAACAGCUCCGACCCAAGGACAGAAUUUCUUGCCUACAUUGGAACCCUGGUGGCUUAUCUCAAGCAGGUUUCCUGGAGGUGAAACAAUGGCUGCAUCACCACCCAGCAGACGUGGUAGUCAUUACAGAGACUCGUUGGGGCUUCUCUUCCAAUUGGGCUGAUCCCAACUGGCUCUAUGUGCACACGGCUUCACAAGAACACCGCAGUGGCGGCAUCUUGGCCAUGGUCUCCAGGCGCAUCGCGGACCCUGAACAGCUUGGCUUUGCAGCUAUUGCUGAUGGGCGUCUAUUACAGAUCCGCUUGCGCUAUGACCAGAGAGCCCUUGACAUCUUGGCCAUAUACCAAUAUGUUGACCAACGGUCAGCAAUGUCUCUACAACAAAGAGACAAAAUCUGGACGGCACUCAAUGAAACGUUGCACAAGAUUCCCUCUCGCAACAAUUUACUGUGUGCAGGAGAUUUCAACUGUGCUCUUUCAACACAGCCGCCAUGGGAGACACAGACCUGGCAUUGCCUGAGACAACAGGUCAUCGAGACCUUGCACGAACCUCAUCAGGCCACCACGCCAGAAGCGCUGAUUCAGCAGGCUUGGUUCCAUCGAUCACAAUAUCAGCACCUCCAACGCAAGCAACAGCGCGAUGCCAGGCAAGCCAAACGAGCUCAGUUCAUUGCUCUUUGUGAAGAAGUUACUGUUGCCUCCCAGGUUCAUGACACUCAUUCCAUGUUCAACAUCAUCAACAGAUACUCUCCAAAGAAGCCGCUGGCACGGGCUAGACUGAGAAGUCCCGACGGAACCAUAGCUGAUCAAUAUGUGGCUCACUCCAUGACUGUUUCUUUCGUUCAAAAGAUGUGGCAGGGACCUGCCCAACUGCCACGCUACUGGGCUGAAGCGCCGGGCGUUCCAUUUGCGAUCGAAGAUGUGAUUGCAGCCGUGACCGCACUUCACACCAACAAAUCAUUCGGGUUCCUGCCAAUGCGAGCGGCCACUGAUGCAAUCAUGCGUGUUGCGGCCCACAGCAACAACAUCCGUGAAUUAGUUGGUGCACAUCGACGCACGGUCCGGAAUCAAAUAGCUACCCCUGAUGGUACAGUGAUCUGUGGAGGCCUGUCCCUUUUUCUGGACCUGAAUCGAGCCUUCGAUUGUGCCGACCGAACUGCAAUCCUUGAUCACCUGUUGGCGCUAGGGCGACAAUGGAUUUACGACAAUCUGACAAUCUAUGCGGACGAUGUGCAUAUCGGGUGCCGUUUCAUGUCAGCAAGUGCACUGAAGGAACACCUGGUUAACAUUGGCCAUGCCCUGGAUGUGAUCGAACGCAUGACGGACUGCAUUCUCCCGACUGCGGCCAUGGCUCAGAAACAGGUUCCAGUGAAUGUGGACGCAUCCGACCCAAUCAGCCUGCAGGUCCAGCCGAGCCCAAUGACUGAGCCUGCGGAUGAACCUCCCAGACAGAUAACAGCCACGGAAGUAGUCCAAAAUACCUUCCAGAUCACCCGUCAGCCAUUUUGGCCGGAUUUGCAAAGCAACAUCCUGACAGAUGACUGGACUGUGCUGAGUCAACAAGCGCCGGCACUGGAAUCCCUCACACAUCACUGUGCCAUUUGCGGCACCUGGUGCAAUAGAUUUCAGGAAAUGCAUGGCCACUACCGGCUCUACCAUCAUGACCAGCUGCGCGGAGGGAUUGCCAAAGGAGUCCAACUCUCCCAUGUCAUACAACAGACCUCACCUUGCCCACUGUGUGAGAAGCAGUACACUCGUGUACAUAGUUGCCCGGUGACUCUCCAGAUCGGCAUUUUGCGCCUCCAAAUGAUGGAGCCUGAUGUUCGCAAUCAAUCUGAACUCACAUGCGAGAUCUGCGUUCAGCAAUUUGAUGACACUGGACAACUGUACUCUCACAUGGCUCAAACACAUGGUCAUACACUGAAUGACUGGGUGCCUUCGAGGGACUCCGUGCAGGGUUCUGACAAAUGCCGACACUGCCAAGCCAGCUUCGACAGCCGCUCAGGCCUUCGACGCCACAUAACUGAGGGCAGAUGCGAAGCUUUUGAUCCGGCGGCAUCUUUGGACCCGGUGGAUAACACCCAACGAUGGGGCACUUGGCUGCGCCUUGGUGAUUUUUCACCAACUGGCCUUACAGCGCACCAGAGGCUUCAGUUGACCACAGUGUGUCAAUUCUGUGAGACCAAGUACAUGAGAACCGGAGACGUCGUAGCUCAUCUGUUGCAAGCGCAUGGACAUACUUGGACAGCCUCCCAGCAGAUGCUCAGGUACCUCCUGCAGACCGUCAUGGCUACCCGGGGCUGCAUUUGCAACCCACAGGCACAUGAGGUUGGAUUGGCUCACAUCUGCACACCCUUGCGUCAAAUAGCGAUGCUCAUGGCCAAUGGAGAUGUUCAAUUGCUGGUUCCACAACAGUUCAGUGCCGCCAUCCUUGCCCCGGCCAUGGAACACCUGAAUCACGUGACCCUGCAACAGAGGUUGAUUGACAUUCUGGUUUCUCGGGAUUUUGCCCAGCUUUGGACAGAUCAGACUGCACUGACCGGACUCCGUUCACGAUGUAUGAUUUGUGGAGGACACUAUCAACCGCCAGAGCUGCUGCGACAUCUGCUCACCAUCCAUCCUCAGACCAGCGCGUGGGCCACUCAGUUUGCUUUUCAAUUGUAUGAGCCUCUGCACCGAUUCCAGCAGACGGACUUUCAAUGCAAUCUAUGUUUACAGGUCUUCAACUUGCCGGCUGAUUGCUCCAGAUUGCCACGCUGCUACAACCGAUCAAUGGACGCCCUGAUGGACCCCAACGAUCAGGCCCUCAUGGAGGGAUUGGCGGCGCUGGGCCCAUACCUUUUAGGCACCAGGAAACAUCACGAAGGAAACGAAGACGAGCACCAACACAAGCGACACAAACCCAAGACCAAGGAAGAGCCAGAGGCCGCAGGACUCAACAAAGAGGCCAUCACCACACUGCUGCGACUGAUGGGCAACCUGAUCCUCCAUCACGAGAGGAGCUUACAACUCAGCCACCGUCAGGAUUGCUUCGUUAUGUUCUGCCAAAAUCGACCGGAAGGCAUUGUCCCGCACCUUGCGGGACUGGCCCAACACUGGAAGGAGGAAUGGCCGAAGCAGCAGGACAACCUGAAGUGGCCCAACCUUCGCACCUACCUGAUGCAAGGGGUCAUCAAGGAACUUCACCGUCGGGUUCAACAACUGGCCAACUGCAAACAGGGCGACCAACUUUGGGAGGUGGCGCUGAGCAAAGGCACAGUACUGCCGGAUGGGGCAUGGAGCUAUCAGAAGUGGUCGCCAGAGACCAAACAACUGAUCAGGGCUCCCAGACCGCCCAUGUCAAUGCAAACAAUGCUCCGGACCUUGGCGACGUUGGAGGAUCUCCUGGACAGCAAUCAACACGUGGUCCUGUUCAAGAGUGUGGGAUCUGUUGGGGGACACGUGCCACAACACAGUGUGGUCGUUGUUGGGGAUGAGCGUCAAACGCCACAACCAGAGCAUGUCGCCACAAGCCGUCCUGUUACAACGAGCCUUGGGGAAAGGCAUGACAACUCAGGGCAAGAGCCGCGGCAGAGGGAAGGGCAACAAGGACAAGGGGACCGCUUGACUGCUGAGGCCCGGCAUGACCUUCGUGAACGUGCCCUGAGAGUGAUCUAUGCCAAUACGGGGAAUACAUGCUACGCCACCAGCUCUUUUCAGAGCCUGAUAUGGGCUAGCCUGUCCAGAGUGGAUUUUCGAAUCCAGGAGUGGGGUGCACGUUCAGCCAUUCUCCAAGAUGUUUUACAACAUGGGGACGGGGAACCAUUCUCUCUUGAGCAUGAACCAUGGUUUACACAUCUACUGCAAGGAUGGAUUGAGGACGGGGAACAGGCUGACAGUGCUGAGUUCACACACAUGUUAGCCAGCUGGACGGCCAUGACAGCCAUCUCCAACUGCUGGGAGCGCCGUGUGCUGACAGAAGAAAAUACCCUGCUGCAUGACUCUGGUGACAAAUACAUGCCACUUACAGUGCAACUGGACCCCACCAUGAUCGACCAUCAUGAAGUGCACCUCACUGCCCUGCUCAGGUCUUGGCACACCGAGCUUGGUAUGCUGGCAGGGCUCUCGGACCCGGACGACCUGCUCCUGUUGCAUGUCGACCGCCUUGUCCAGCAUCCCAAUGGCACACUGUGUAAGUGCCAGGCUGCCGUAAGAUUCGCAUGGGAAGUAUUAGUGCCUGUACUUCAGGUGACCCGCUGCGAGUGGAUGCCCUACACCAUUGUAGCCUGUAUUGCGCACUUUGGUGAGGAUAACAGCGGGCAUUACCAAAGCAUGCUGAGGGUAUUUCCUGAGACGUCCGACCUAGCCGCACCAGCUAUGUGGAUGUCAUGUGACGACGGUCGAGCCCCUCAACGCUGUCUUGAGAUUUCAGAAACAUUUGCACGUGGCAUCACCUGCAUUUGGCUGUGUCGCUCUGACAAAGUUGAGAUGCAUCGUUUGAGGCCAUCACCCCCACAACGCCCCACUGACGAUGCGGCCAUCCUGGCUCUACUUGCCAGCCAACCGGACCCGGAACCCUGA